This is a messenger RNA of Cydia amplana, 2716 nucleotides long. RefSeq lists its product as uncharacterized. Lineage: Eukaryota; Metazoa; Arthropoda; Insecta; Lepidoptera; Tortricidae. The transcript is spliced from 2 exons. Bases 54 to 1325 code for a protein of 423 amino acids. The record is from RefSeq and is a predicted model, not a curated record.
GUGCCUUCGUUUAAAAGUGUUUGUGCCUUCGUUUGUCAUAAAUACAGGUUAAUAUGUCUACCGAAAUGGAGAAAUUAAAAAAGUUACGUGUUAUACGCUCACAGUGCAAAGGAACCAUUACAAGAAUCGACAGUUUUGUCAAGGAUCCCGUAGCUUUGGCAGCCGCCAGCGCCGAUAUAUUAGAGGCGCGUAAAGAGAAGCUUAUUUCCACCUUAAAAGAUUACGAAAAGGUGCAAAUGGACAUCCUAAGCAUUGAUGAAGGCGACGGUGAACAGGUGGGAGAUAUUGAAGAGAAAUACUAUUCCAUAUUAGCAAAAAUAAAUAGCUCUCUUAAAAUGUUAAAUACAAAAGUGACUUCGGAGUGCCACAACGCAUCCACAUGUAAGUUACCCACAAUUGAAAUACCCUUUUAUGACGGAAAGGAUUUCACUAAAUUUAAACCCUUUUUCGACUUAUUUACUGCUGUCAUUGAUCGGAAUACCUCGCUGUCUGAUGUGCAAAAGCUUUUUUAUUUGAGAAAGUACCUACAGGACGAUGCGUUGGCGGUUAUUCUGAAUUUGCCGUUGGUAAAUGAGUCAUAUAAAGAAGCAAUACAAUUAUUAAAAAAGAGAUUUGACAAUAAGGCUAGAUUAGUUGCAAAUCAUAUAGGUAUAUUGUUAGAUAUUUCUAAUAUACAAAAGGGCACAGCGGCUUCCAUACGAACAUUUGUUUCACAAAUAAAUCAACAGAUGCAUGCAUUAAAAAAUCUAGAUGAACCCGUUGAUAAAUGGGACAUGCUUUUGAUAUCAAUUUUGACUCGAAAGUUAGAUCAAUUCACAAACCGGGCAUACCAAUUAGACCGGGACUCAGACACCAUGCCUACGAUGGCUGGUUUCAUUGAAUAUUUAGAAAAGCGUGCUAUAGCGCUCGAAGAUAGUCAUCAAAAUAAACAUAGUACCUACUAUGAUGGUGCUAACAAACAUGUUAAUAAUAAAAGUACUUGCUAUGAAGGUACUCACAAAUCAAUACCUAAGGUUACAAAUGUGGUAUCGAAGUCGUUGCCGCCCUGUAGGUAUUGUGAUAAUAAAGACCAUCAGAUAUAUAACUGUCCUAUAUUUAAAAUUUUGCCUAUCGCUCAGAGGCAAUCUUAUGUAAAUGAAAAGCACAUGUGUAAUGUAUGCCUUAAUAACCAUGAUGGUAAAUGUAAAUUUACUUUUAAAUGUAAAAUGUGUAAACAGGGCCACAACACAUUGCUGCAUCAGGAGCGCAAUGUGAAUGUGGACAAGCCCAGGACAAAUAAUGAUGACAGUCAGCAGCCACUAUCAUCCGAUGCUGGGCUGCAUUAAAACUGAAAAUGGACCGGUAUUUCAGAAUACCAUGUUAGGAUAUGUUGUCGGAGGAAGUAUCCCCGAGCAAGGUACUACAUGUAAUAUUGUAACAAAUUUAAUUAAUAUAUCUGAUGGUGAAAAAUUGGAAAAUGUAAUGGAGCAAUUUUGGCUCUCUGAAAAGCUUCCUGAAGUGGAAAAAUCUACAAAUGAUGAGUUUAUUCAAGCUGAAAAAAUAUUUCAGGACUCUGUAUCACUAAAAGACAAUAUAUUUUAUGUUGAUAUGCCAUUAGCUUUCCCCAUGGAAGAGUUAGGCCUAGGUGACUCAUUUUCUGUUGCCUAUAAUAGAUUCAUAAUGUUAGAAAAAAGGUUACAAAAAGAUCCUUUGUUAUUUGAACAAUAUAAAAAAUUUAUUGACCUAUAUCUGGAAUUAGGACAUGCAAAGAUAGUUGAUAUUGAGGGUUAUGAUUUAAAUGGUCCUGUGUUUUUUCUAGGACACCACUGCGUGUUCAAUCCUUCCAGUCGAACCUCACCUCAUCGUGUGGUCUUUGAUGGAUCAAUGAGAUCUAGAAAUGGGACAUCGCUGAAUCAAGUCAUGCUGAACGGACCUGUUGUACAGAGUGAGCUCUUUGAUAUCCUUAUUUUAUUCAGGACUUAUCCCUUUAUUUUAACUUGUGACAUUAAAAAAAUGUUUCGCAAUGUUUUUAUUAAUGAACAUCAACGCGGACUUCAAAACAUAUUAUGGCGCGAAUCGCCCAAAGACCCUAUCAACUGCUUGCAGCUUCAAACUGUUACGUACGGUUUAAAAUCGAGUACAUUUUUAGCUACAAGAGCUCUAAAUGAGCUAGCAAAUAUGCAUAAGGAUCAAUUUCCUUUGGCCGCUCAGGCUAUUUAUAAAAAUACAUUUGUUGAUGAUGUGUUGACUGGCGCUGAUGAUGUAGAGACACUUCAAGAGCUGAAAAGGCAAAUUGUAGAGCUUCUGGAGUUAGGUAGUUUCUCAUUACAUAAAUGGUGCUCGAACCACGCUCCAAUUUUAAGCGAUAUACCAGUUGAGCACAGACAAAUUGAUAGUGUAGAGAUAGGUCAAAACGACACCGUGAAGACAUUAGGUCUCACACUCGAAAUAAACUCAGAUAAAUUGAGUUUCUCUUGUCCUGCACUUGAUGAGGCAACAAUACUGAAUACAAAAAGAAAAAUUCUCAGCUAUAUAGGGAAAAUGUUUGACCCACUUGGUUUAAUUGGCCCCGUAAUUGUGGUGGCCAAACUAUUCAUGCAAGAACUCCAUAGCUCUAUGCGUAAAGAUUGGGACUCUACAAUCCCAAAUGAAAAGUUCCUAUACUGGUCAAACUUUUUAAAUAAUUUAAAACAAAUGGGUCAAAUUAAAAUAGAUAGAUGUGUAAAUUUUAAAUUAG